AUGUAUAAAAUUUGUAGAUUCAGCAAACCAAUAAGCGGAAUAAUUAAAAACACACUUCCAAUUGCAAAUAAUAGUGAAAUAAAUUCAUCAUAUACACCAAAAUUUUAUUCAUCCUCACCAAACAACAAUUUUAAUAACAGUAAAUAUCAUGAUAAUAGUAAACACCACUCACCAAAUAAAGAAACUAAAGAAUCAGCAAGUUUAAAAGUAGAUAAUUUAAUAUUAAAACAUCUAUCAAUUAAAAAAUCAUCGUUCACAAAAGAUGAAGAUACUAUGGUUACGUCCCUAAUUACAGAAAAAAAAAUAGAUGAGGCAAUUAAAUAUUUCAAUAUCUUUUCAGAUAAUCUGAAUUAUUUUAAAAAAAUUGAACAUGAAACAUUCACUUUAUUGCUUUUAGAAGUUUUAAAACAGCCACAGCAACUAUCGACAACAGAUUUAAUGAAGGCACAAGAAAAGAUACAUAUGACAAAAGCAAUAAAUUUAAUAGUAACAUUUCUUAGACACGAAACCAACAAGGUUGAAGCAUUACAAAAAUUAAAAAAAGCAGAUCAACAAAUCAACGAGUUUAUUCAAAAUAAUAAUGAAAUUUGGUUUAAAUUUUUAUCAAGAACCAAUGGAGAUUUAAUACUAAUGAAGGAGAUAUUGCCAGAGUCCACCUACAAAUCAACAGAAUUUUUAAAUUUUUGGUUAGAAAGAAUUUCAAGAUCGUUUAAUUUAGUUACUGAUUUCGAUUUAGUUUGGAAGCUUUUAGAAUAUAUGGUACAGAAUGAAAUACCGCUUCGUAAGAAACCAAUAGAUUCAUUCACAUCAUUUGUGUUUCAAUCUGAUCAACCCCUCACACCAAACCAAAUCAAAACAAUCAACGACAUCGAAUUACAGUAUCCAUCAAUAGCUAGAAUUUUUAAUGACUUAAAGUUAAAAUUAAAAUUUUAUCCUUCAAAUAACUUCAAUCAAUAUAACGAAAACCAAUUCUCAAAAGCAGAUUUGGUAAGAUCAUUAGAAAAGCUUCAAAAUAUGAAAAUGUUAACACCAAAUAUAGUUGUGGUAUAUGUAAACCUAGCAAGUAGAGUUUACCCAAUAGAUCAAAAUCCUACCAACAUAUCAAAGUGGCAACAAAUUUUAGGUCAUAGCAAUAAUAAAAAUAAAAACAAAAAUUAUAUUACACCCGAAAAACAACUAUUGAAGCAAGAAUGUAUUAUAGCAGUUUGUUUAGCACUAAAACGUGCAAAUAAAAUCGAUUUAUUACAAUCAUUUAUUAAAGAGAAUUCAAAUAUUAUAGGAGGUUUAAAUUUAAAGGUUUUAGUAGAUAUCUUAUCACCACUCUCUCCAUUGGAGCAAGCUAGCUUUAUAGAAAAUGAUUUAAAAUAUAAAAGAAUUAAUCCAGCCUCCACCGAUUAUGUUGAACAAUUACAAUCAAAACUACUAAAUCCAAACGAUUUCCCCAAGCUAGAUAAAUUCAUUCAAAAAAAACCUAAAUUCAAUGAAAAUUUAGAAAGUUUUGUUGAAAACUUUUCAAAUAUUUAUUUCAAAUAA
This is a messenger RNA of Dictyostelium purpureum, 1533 nucleotides long. RefSeq lists its product as uncharacterized. The record is from RefSeq and is a predicted model, not a curated record. The transcript has a single exon. NCBI's taxonomy places the organism in Eukaryota, Evosea, Eumycetozoa, Dictyosteliales, Dictyosteliaceae. The coding region runs from base 1 to 1533 and encodes 510 amino acids.